GCGGAGCUGGAGGAGGUCCGAUGCGGGACGUCCUGUAUUACGGGGUCCCGGAUAGUGGCUGGUCGGGACCGCGACAGGCUGUGGGAGACCUGUGUCGGGUAACCAUGACAUUCGAGGACGUGGCCUUGUAUUUUUCAAAGCAAGAGUGGGAGCUCCUGGAGAAGUGGCAGAAGGAAAUGUAUCAACAAGUGAUGAAGACCAAUUAUGAGACCCUGGAUUCCCUGGGGUGCGUUUUCUCUAAGCCGGACUUGAUCUCCUGGAUGGAACGAGGGACAAUGCUGCUAAUCAGAGACCAGGGCUGCUUACAGCGAGCCAGAGGGACACUGGGCCCUCCCGCUGACGAGCACUCGGACCUGACGAAUGCUGGAAAGUCACUGCGUUUGGGUCACCGAGGAAGUCCCAGGGCCGAAGGAGAGGAAUGCCAUUUAAACAGUGUCCAGGCGCAGGGCCUGAGUGCUCCCUCACCAGGGGAGGAAACCGCAGCUUCACUGGGUCAAGCAGCCACCUCGAAACGUCGCCAAGACAUGGAGACUCCGCGUACAGACCCUAAUGUCACAGCAUCUCUCCAGGAAAAGACGGACCCGGGGCAUGAGGCGGGGGGUCCCCGGGGGCACCUGGAAGUCCCCCCAGGGCCAAGAUCCCAUUCCUGCUUCGUCUGCAGGAAGGUCUUCCCCAUCCAGAGAGACCUGGCAAAGCACAGAAGGAGCCACCCCAGGAGCCAGCCCCGUGAGUCCCCGCAGUACAAGGGCCAGGCCGGAAGGAACGCCGACCUCCCGUGGGCCCGGAGGAGCCCGGGUGAGAAGCAGCGCCUCCAGGGCGGCGAGGGCGAGAGCAGCUACCAUGGGAAGCGCAGCCUCAUCGCCCACCAGGCUGCUCCCACGGGGCGGCGGCCCUUCCAGUGCCCUGAAUGUGCCAAGACCUUUCGGCGCAAAGCCACUUGGGAGAAGCAUUGGUGUUUGUGCAAAGGGGAGAGGCCACUUUCCUGCCAGCAGUGCGGCGAGGGCUUGGCCCAGCAGCGCAGGCUCUCUGAGCACGGCGGGGUGCACGGCGGGGAGAAGCCCUUGUCUUGUCUCGAGGGCACCCAGAGUGUCUCCCGGAAGGCCGCCGCACAGGCCCACCAGAGGGCACACAGCGGGGAGAAGCCUUUCCCGUGUGACCAGUGUGACAGGACGUUCUCCCGCGAGGCUCACCUCGCUGAGCACGUCGGAGCUCACAGCGGGGAGCGGCCCUUCCAGUGUCCGGAGUGCAAGAAAGGUUUCCGCCUGCAGAGAAGCCUGCGAGCCCACCUGGGGCAGCACAGCGGGGAGAAGCCCUUCCAGUGCCCGGACUGUGGGAGGGCCUUCUCCUGGAAGAACGCCAUGAGGGCCCACCAGCGUCUCCACAGCGAGGAGAAGCCGUUCUCCUGUGCCGAGUGCGGCAAGAGGUUCACCCGGCCCUCCCGGCUCGCCCGCCACAGCCGCGUCCACAGCAGGCAGAAGGAGUUCUCUUGUGCCGAGUGCGGCAAGACCUUCCCUCGGCAGUCCAGGCUCACGGAGCACCUCCAGGUCCACGCCAAGGAAAAGCCAUUCUCCUGUGCCCAGUGCAGCCGGGGCUUCCGCCGACAGUCCCACCUCGCCGAGCACAGGAGGCUGCACGGUGGGGAGGAGCUGUUCCGCUGUCCUGAGUGUGACAGGAGCUUCUUCUGGAAGGCCUCCGUGAGGGUCCACCAGCGGGUGCACAGGGGCGAGAGGCCGUUCGCCUGCAGCGAGUGCGGCAGGGCCUACACCCAGCAGUCUCAGCUGGCCGAGCACGCGAGAAGCCACAGUGGGGAGAGGCCCUUCCCGUGUCCCGAGUGCGGGAAGGGUUUCCGUCUCAAAGGAAACUUGAAAAGCCACCUGCUCCAGCAUAGUGGCCAAAAACCAUUCUCUUGUGUGAAGUGUGGCAAAGGUUUCACCCAGCAGUACAGGCUCACAGAACACACUCGAGUCCACAGUGGCGAGAAGCCCUUCCAGUGUCCACAGUGCGACAAGAGCUACUGCAUCAGGGGAAGUCUGAAGGUCCAUCUGCACACGCACAGCGGACAGAAGCCCUUCAGGUGUGCCGAAUGCGGCAAAGGCUUCCUCCAGAAGAGAAGUUUGAAGUCCCAUCUGCACCAUCACAGAGGGGAGAGACCUUUUUCUUGUGAUGAGUGUGGGAGGAGCUUCACGUACAUGGGGGCCCUGAACACCCAUAUUGCUGCAGCACACACCAGGGAGAAGCCCAUCGGCCUCUAGGUCGAGCCACACAGGCAGUGAGCAGUGGCGGCCGUUAGGUGGGCCCGCAGAUCUGUUGGCUCUGGCUGAGGCAGGAUGAAGAAUUCACGGAACGCUGGCUUCAGACACACGGGCCAGCUGCGUACAUAGUAGGCAGGGUGUGGCGCCUCCUUGACAAAGGUUCCAGAUGAUCCAGGCGCGACAGUCAUCUCCCCUCUGUAAUCGUCAUGGGCAGGGCCUGCCAGUCGUGGAAGGAACGUCUUACUCUGUUUCAUCCACUGGUGUGUCAUCCAAGAGCAAGGUCAAUCCCGUCGUUACAAUCUGAACCCGCAGCCUCUGAACAAAUGUGGCAGACAGAACUCUUGCCCCCAAACACCUCAGCUUGCUUUCCAUUAGCAGGCUGCCUUGUGUGGUGGGAGUUUUCCGUUUUCUCUCAUUGUGAAUUUUCAUUUUCUUGCAAAUGGCUGAGAGGGCAUCUGUGUCUUGGGGGCAUUUUUCUACAUUGUUCCGAAUAAAUGUCAUUUACCAUCUAAUUUGUUAAAA
Messenger RNA from Phyllostomus hastatus (greater spear-nosed bat), 2774 nucleotides. RefSeq names its product zinc finger protein 425 (gene ZNF425). Gene Ontology annotation, biological process: regulation of DNA-templated transcription. The transcript has 4 exons. The record is from RefSeq and is a predicted model, not a curated record. The coding region runs from base 21 to 2252 and encodes 743 amino acids. Lineage: Eukaryota; Metazoa; Chordata; Mammalia; Chiroptera; Phyllostomidae.